This is a messenger RNA of Hydra vulgaris (swiftwater hydra), 1194 nucleotides long. The record is from RefSeq and is a predicted model, not a curated record. Lineage: Eukaryota; Metazoa; Cnidaria; Hydrozoa; Anthoathecata; Hydridae.
AUGAAAAAUGGAGAAUAUGUUCCCCGUGAUUGGCUUGUUUGGAGCAAAGUUAAACAAUCGAUAUUUUGUUUUCCUUGUCGCCUUUUUAGCAAACUACCAACAGCAAAUCGCUCACGUUUAACAACUAUAUCUGAGUAUCGUUUUCAAAGAAAAUGGAAAAAAUUACAUGACAAAAUUCCAGAGCAUCAAAACAGCAGCAACCAUAAAUAUUGUUAUAUUAAAUGGCGGCUAUUGGAAAAAAGUAUUGACUCUAAUUCCACUGUCGGUAUUAUGCUGCUGCAGAACAUUAAGAAUCAAGCAUCACACUGGAAACAGGUUCUUCGCCGAAUUUUAGAUGUCACAUUGUUUCUAGCCAAUCGAGGUUUGGGAUUUAGAAGAACAAACUUUAUUCUAAGUGAACGAGAAGUAGCAAAAUAUUACUCAAUACUUGUUGAUGCAACCCCUGAUUCAGCACAUAUGGAACAUACUGUAUUUAUAUUGCGUUAUGUUUAUUUAAAUGAAGAAAAUAGUCUCUACAAAGUUCAAGAGCGAUUUCUAGAGUUUGUUGAAUGCAAUCAAAAAACGGGGAAAGCCAUUGCUAAAUUAAUUUGCAGUGUUAUGAAAAAACACAAUAUACCAAUGAUAGACUGUCGUGGUCAAGGUUAUGACAACGGUAGCAACAUGAGCGGUCAAUAUAAAGGAGCACAAGCAGAGAUAAUUAAAGAGAACCAAUUGGCAAUUUAUUCUUCAUGUGCUUGUCAUAGCUUAAAUCUGUGUGGUGUCCAUGCCGCAGAGUGCUGUGCAGAGGUUAUAAACUUUUUCUGUGUUGUGCAAAAGACUUAUAACUUGUUCAGCUCUAGACCGCAAAGAUGGCAAAUUUUUAAAGAAAAUAUUGGAUGCUCUUUGCAUAGCAUGUCAGAUACACGUUGGUCAGCCAGGGUUGAAAGUGUAAAACCUUUCGCAGAACAUAUUCCUGGUUUAAAGAGUGCUAUUCAAGACAUAAAGAAGCUAAAUCUUACUGCCGAGACUCGAUCAGAUAUCAAACACUGUGUCAUUGGUAAUAUGAAUCGGCGUUUUGAGGCAGCCAAAGAUCUUGAGGAAAAAUUUGGUGUUGUAUGGAAAUACAUGACAUUAGAUAAAGAUUUGCUGCGUGAGAAAGCUUCAUCUAUUUGCGUUAAAUACAGCAUUGAUGUUUUUAUCGAUUUAAUAGACUAG